Clarias gariepinus (North African catfish) is the source of this 2446-nucleotide messenger RNA. RefSeq names its product thymocyte selection associated (gene themis). The transcript is spliced from 6 exons. Gene Ontology annotation, biological process: T cell receptor signaling pathway. The record is from RefSeq and is a predicted model, not a curated record. Bases 196 to 2205 code for a protein of 669 amino acids. NCBI's taxonomy places the organism in Eukaryota, Metazoa, Chordata, Actinopteri, Siluriformes, Clariidae.
CUAUUGUUCUCUCUCGACAUCUCAGAGCUUUACCCUGGCCAAAAAGGGGUCAAAGGUCACUUUUUUGCCAUCGCUCUGGCCUUUUUCGACCCCUUGGCUUCCUUUUUUCAUUAUCAUUUUUAUUAGUAAAUCUUCCAAUGGACAAUUAAUACUGUAGAAGUCAGCGCUGGGAGAGCUUUUUAAAAGGUAUCGAGGAUGGCGAUGACACUAACGGAGUUCACUCGCUCUCUGGACCCUGAAACGCUGCCCAGGAUUCUCCAGAUUCAGUCUGGAAUUUACUUUCAAGGUUCUGUGUACGAGCUCUUUGGAAGAACAUGCUGUCUCUCCACCGGAGAUCUGAUGAAGAUCAUUGACAUCACCAUCACCAGAUUCAUCGCACACACUUCAGACGGGAUGGAGAUCAACCUUCCAUUAGAUUACCCAGGUCUGUUUAGGAUUGUAGCAGACACUGAGCCUUAUCUGAGCAUCCAAGAAAUUGUGCGGUCAAUGAAGAUUGGAUCUCAUGUACUCGGCCAGCCGGUGUUCCAGUCGUCAGCUAAAAUUGCUCUCCCACAGGGCUCGCUGAAAAAGCAAGAGAUCUUCCGAAUUACCUCUGUCUGUCAUGACCUAGAUGGCGUUGAAGGCCACAUUGUAUGCGAGGUUCUUCAUCGAGAGCCGAAAUUCCACUUCACGCUCGGCCUUUCACAGCAAGGGAAUUUCAUGGAGUGUGAGGAUGAUCAGUUUUACACACUCCAAGAGCUCGCCAAGUGGAAAAUCUCUAAUGGGAGGAAGCGAAUUGUGACUGUAGUAAAAGACCUGGCUGUGAAGGAUUUGCUGUUUUCCAAUUUGUUGGACAAGGUGUGUGGAGAGUUGACGUUGACUCCUGUGUACGAGAUACAAGCCGUUAUGUCAGUCGGGAAGAAUAUAGUUGUCAUUCCGUCCAACCUGGAUGUGGAAGUCAUGGAUGUGACAGAUCAGACUGACACAAGCUCCUUCAUCCAGCCACUUUCUCCUCAUGACAUUUUCAAAAAACCCUGCGAGAUCUUCCCCUUUUUGGCUGAAGUGAUAGAAAGGCCUACAGUUGAAGGGAACAUGCCAGAAGAAUUGGCAUUCCUCUUAGACUGCACACAAAUAAUCGUUCACAGGGCUUACAAAGCCAAGCGAAUCCUUGCCACGGAAAUUCGACAAGAAUCACCGAGACAUUUUCUGAUUCCGACAAGCUAUAAUGGCCGAUUCAAGCGCCGACCACGUGAAUUUCCAACAGCGUACGACUUAAAACGAGCACAAAGUGACACGGAAAAACUGCAUGUUGUGGCGACUAGGCCUUUCGAUUCUGUUUAUGAUGGUUUGGCAUCCGUUCUUGUGGGGGAUGAGUUUCAAGUGAAGAGAAAAGAACCCAAGCAUGGUGAAAUUGGAGAUAAGAUCGAUUCCCUGUUGUGCUUGAAAAUUAAAGGGAAAUCCCAUGAGGCCGUGCGUCUCCCCAUGUUUUUAGAUGGCGGAUUUAUGGAAGUCAUCCAUGAUAAACGACAGUAUUUCAUUUCAGAGAUUUGCCGUUGGUUCCCAUUGCCGUUUAAUGUCAAGGUUUCCGUCCGUGAUCUUUCAUUAAAGGAGGACAUUUUGGCCAGAGUUCCAGGCCUACGCAUCGAGGAAGAAAUUGCUGACCCUUAUUUGCUCAUCUCGACCACUGACCUUUCAAGCUGGUGGGAGAUUGCAGUUAAUCGCACUCACAUGACUCUUCACAUAAUUAAAAAAUGGGAAGACGGGGAACCUUCAUGUGGCGUCAACUCAUUUGUCGAAGAGAUUUUUGAGAAAUGUUACUACACCAUGAGGAGGUAUGCUGUAGCAACGUUAACACCCCCACCACGCCCCCCGAAAACACCAAAACGACCUCCGGAGCGACCAGUCAAGCCAGCUCAAGCAAAACCAGAGAAACCCACACCCUGCUCACCAAAGCCUGCGGUGGUCAGCCGAGAAAGUUCCACAGACUGCACUACAACAGAAACUGAGAAAGAUGCUGCAAGUCCUGCUACGUUACCCAGAACUACUGUACAGAAAGCUGUGAACAGAGGCCGCAGUAUGGAGGACGUGUGUGUAAACCAGACGGAUGACGACGAUACUCAUGAUUACGAAUACAUUGAUGAAGAUGAACUGGAGAACAUCAGGAAGCAGUUCAAUGAACAGUCUAUUAACGUUUCUCCUCAAACUAAACCGAGUAACACGAUAUAGCCGUCAUAUAAUUACACUAUACGGAUACGAACAUGAAUGAAAGACUGAAAUAAAGAAAAAAAUUAGCAACCUGGAGAUCUUCGCCAUCAUCGAGCCUGCUGUUAGCGUUCACUCUCAUCCAGGAGAGCAGAACAAUAUGUUCACAUUUAUAUAAUACUAUUAAGAGAGUUUUGUCCUAGUCAUAAUCAUAUUACUUUCAUUUCAACACAGUAUUAGCAGUUUUAGUGCAAAUAUACACUAU